GAGCGGCCCCGGGAUGGAGCUGGAGAAUAUCGUGGCGAACACAGUGUUACUGAGAGCAAGAGAGGGUGGUGGUGGGAAAUGGAAAGGGAAGAGCAAGAAAUGGCGUCAGAUGCUGCAGUUUCCCCACAUCAGCCUGUGCGAGGAGCUGAGACAGGCAACUGAUAAGGACUAUAGGAUCCUGUGUGAUGAACAGCCUAUCGGGAGGCUCCUGUUUCGCCAGUUCUGUGAGACUCGACCAGAAUUGUCACGCUGUGUGAAAUUUUUGGAUUCGGUGGCAGACUAUGAGGUAACCCCAGAUGAAAAGCGAAAGGAUUGUGGUCAGUGUCUGGUGGACAAGUUUCUAAAUUCCCAGUCUCCUGAUUAUAUUUUGGAGGUACCCAACAGCCUGAGCAGCCACUGUUCACAAGAGCUGCAAAAUGGAGCCUGCAAGGAGCUCUUCAAGGAGUGUGACAAAUUGGUCCAUGAUUUUCUGAGUGUGGCACCUUUUGCUGAUUACUUGGACAGCCCGUACUUCAAUCGGUUCCUCCAGUGGAAGUAUCUCGAAAGACAGCCUGUUACUAAACAUAACUUCCGUCAGUAUCGCGUUUUGGGAAAGGGAGGCUUUGGUGAGGUCUGUGCUUGUCAGAACCGAGCCACAGGGAAGAUGUAUGCCUGUAAGAAGCUGGAGAAGAAACGAAUCAAGAAGAGGAAAGGAGAGGUCAUGACUUUAAAUGAGAAAGAGAUUUUGGAGAAAGUGAACAGUAGGUUUGUAGUGAGCCUGGCCUAUGCGUAUGAAAGUAAAGAUGCUCUGUGCCUGGUUCUAACUCUAAUGAACGGAGGAGACCUCAAGUUUCACAUCUAUCACAUGGGAGAGGCUGGCUUUCAGGAGGCACGAGCUGUGUUCUACACUGCGCAGAUCUGCUGUGGCCUUGAACACCUGCAGAAGGAGCGAGUGGUGUACAGGGACUUGAAACCGGAAAAUCUGCUUCUGGAUGACCAGGGUCACAUUCGGAUCUCAGACUUGGGACUGGCAGUCUACGUGCCAGAGGGACAGACUGUGAAGGGCCGAGUUGGCACUGUGGGCUACAUGGCUCCUGAAGUUGUGAAGAAUGAACGAUAUACAUUCAGCCCUGAUUGGUGGGGUCUAGGUUGUCUCUUGUAUGAGAUGAUUGAAGGACAGUCACCAUUUCAACAGCGCAAGAAAAAGAUCAAAAGGGAAGAGGUGGAAACCCGGGUCAAGGAAGGACAGGAGACCUACUCUGCCAAGUUCUCGAUGGAAGCACGUUCACUGUGUCAGAUGUUACUAAGGAAAGACCCGCAAGAACGAUUGGGCUGCUGUGGGAGGGGCUCAUCCGACAUAAAAGAGCACCCCCUGCUUCAGAACAUUAACUUCAAACGGCUGGAAGCAGGAAUGGUGCCAUCUCCAUUUGUACCUGAUCCACAAGCGAUCUACUGCAAGGAUGUGUUGGACAUUGAGCAGUUCUCAACAGUGAAGGGAGUGGAGCUAGAACCCACAGACAACAAUUUCUACACCAGGUUUGCCACAGGGUCUGUCUCCAUUCCCUGGCAAAAUGAGAUGAUUGAGAUGGAUUGUUUCAGUGAACUGAAUGUUUUUGGGAGUGACGGCUCGGUUCCCCCUGACCUGGACUGGAGGGGGCAGCCUGAGCCCCCGCCCAGGAAGGGAUUACUGCAGCGUCUCUUCAGUCGACAGGUCCGCUCUGGAAAUUGUCAGGAGGAGGCGGAGGAGGAAGAGGAACAUCCAAGUACUGACGCAGACACAUCCCGGAAACCCAUCCAUGCAUCGUUCUCCACUGAGCCAAAGGAUUGCAAAUGUUUACAAUUUUGCACAUAUCUGUACAUUUAAUAUAUAAAUAUAGGGAUGUAUAUUUUAA
This is a messenger RNA of Carcharodon carcharias (great white shark), 1871 nucleotides long. RefSeq names its product G protein-coupled receptor kinase 6 (gene grk6). Bases 14 to 1843 code for a protein of 609 amino acids. Gene Ontology annotation, molecular function: ATP binding; G protein-coupled receptor kinase activity. Lineage: Eukaryota; Metazoa; Chordata; Chondrichthyes; Lamniformes; Lamnidae. The transcript is spliced from 16 exons. Gene Ontology annotation, cellular component: plasma membrane; cytoplasm. Gene Ontology annotation, biological process: protein phosphorylation; signal transduction; regulation of signal transduction. The record is from RefSeq and is a predicted model, not a curated record.